Lactuca sativa (garden lettuce) is the source of this 2154-nucleotide messenger RNA. The record is from RefSeq and is a predicted model, not a curated record. NCBI's taxonomy places the organism in Eukaryota, Viridiplantae, Streptophyta, Magnoliopsida, Asterales, Asteraceae.
AUGGAGUUCAAUCUUAUCUUUGUUAUGGGUUUGAGAAAGGAGUGGCGAAAUGUAAGCAUGAUGGUCAAAAAUCAACAGAGCUUUGAUACGUCAACUUUGAAUGACGUGUACAAUCAGUUAAAAUCACACGUAAAUGAAGUGAACGAAAUUGCUGAAGAAACGAGGGCGAGUUUGGGAGGACCACUAGCUUUGGUUUCAAAAAUGACUGAGAAAGAAAUUCAUGAGAAGAGUGAUUCUGAUGGAGAAGAGGGAUUCAUCAUGAAUUCUGAUGAUGAAGCGAUAGCAUUUUAUUCAAACAAUCAUAUCAAAAAGUUCUUCAAAAAGCCAUUCAAUUCGAAGAUCAAGUCAACUAAGAUAAAAGGAAGUUUUGUGAAUAAAACUGCAAGUGAUGAGAAGAAGAAGGAAGAGAAGAAUGAUGCGAAGCUUGUUGAGGGAAAGAUUGAGAAGAAGUUGAAGGGAGAUGCUGGAGUAGACUAUCACUACUGUAAUGGGGCCAAUCAUUUAGCCAAUGAUUGCAUGUUGAGUAAGAAAGAUGAGAAGAAGAAUAAGGUAAAAGAUGAAGCUUAUUAUGCUGAAAGACUAGAGGAAGUUCCUGCGAAGGCAAAAAAGUUGUCACUGGUUGCCAUGGGAGAACAAGAAGAUGAUGGAACUUAUCAAGUCUGGUCAUCUGGAUCAGAUGAUGAGGAGAUGCGAAAUCCAACACAUGGAGCAAUGUUUGCAAAGAUGGAGGAGGAAUAUGAUGAGGAAGCAUACAAAGUAAAAGGAAGAUGCUUCGUGUCAAAGGCUGCAGACAAAUAUCCAAUGACAACCAAGAAAGUUAUUGCCUUUUUUAGCUUACGAAAAAGAGCUAAGGUAGAUAAUAUUUCGUAUGAUUGUGAGAAAGAAAUAGCUGAAUUUGACAAAGUUCCUGAUGAUAGAUAUAGAUAUGGAAUAGUCAAAGUAGAUGAAUGUCUUGAUGCUACUGAAUUAGUUGAAAUUACUGAAACUUCAACAUCUGAUGGUCAAUCUAAUUUUGCUGAUAUUGAAGAUAAUUCUGACAAUAUCAGUGAAAUUAAUGAUCUUGAGGAUGUUGAUUGUUCUCAGUUGUCUAUUAUUAAUGUUGCAUCUUCAUCUAAAGGGAAAGAAAAAGUUAAUGAUUUAGACAGUCAAACAGAUGAUUGUGAUGAUGAAAAAGAUGAGAAACUUUCGAAGGAAAAGGUAUUUUCAAAGGAUGAAGAAAUUCCUCGAAUUGUAGUUGACCAGGUGUAUGGUUAUACACAAAAGUAUGAAAAAGUGUUGAAAGAACAAGAUGAUGUUGUGUUUCCAAACCAAGUGUUCAUAACAACUGGAAAUGUUGAAAAUGUCAAACCAGAAUUCAAGAAAUUGGUGGAACAAGACAAUUUGAAAACAUCAGAUGAAGCGUUCUUCGCAAAUCAAAGCACAAUUGAAAAUAACCUAACGAAUAAUUCAUAUGUUUAUCAAAGACAAAAAUCUCAGAGAAAAUGGGUUGAAAAAUCUAAACUUGAGAAAGAAGUCACCAAACCAAUUUUUGAGGAAACGAAAAUUGAUACUUCCUAUGCUGAAUCAUUUGUUUCAAAACCAAAAAUUGAUUUUGUUCCUCUAAAGCCAAAUUUUCCUAAUCAUACGAAGAAACAAACAUUGAAAGCUUUGCAUGAAAAAGGGAUAACUUCACGAAAGAAUAUUGAUCACUGGCUCAAAGGAAUAGGAAAAAUUUACCAACCAAGUAAAUAUUCGAAAGAUCAAAUCAACGAAGCUUAUGAGAAUGGUUGCUCUUGUCACAUGACUGGGAAGAAGGAGAAUCUUAGAGACUUUCGAAGCUUGAAAAAUGCUGGAGUUGUUAAGUUUGGAAAUAAUCAAAAGUGUCAAGUCAAAGGUUAUGGGAAAAUAACAAAUGGUCAAUUCACAGUGAAUCGAGUUGCUUAUGUCGAAGGUUUACAACACAACUUGAUAAGUGUAUCAAAACUUGUGGUAGGCACUAAAAAUCAAGUACUUUUUAACGAAGAAGGAAGCAUUAUUUCAAAUGUUUACGCAAAAGAAGUUUUGCUUAAAUCCAAAUGGAAGGGUGACAUGUUUACUUUGGACAUCAAUCCAAUUGUGGGUAAACUUGCUGUAUGUCUUCUUUCAAAAGCUACAUCAGAUCUUAGCUGGCUAUGA